Messenger RNA from Puccinia graminis f. sp. tritici CRL 75-36-700-3, 798 nucleotides. RefSeq lists its product as uncharacterized. NCBI's taxonomy places the organism in Eukaryota, Fungi, Basidiomycota, Pucciniomycetes, Pucciniales, Pucciniaceae. The coding region runs from base 1 to 798 and encodes 265 amino acids. The transcript has 4 exons. The record is from RefSeq and is a predicted model, not a curated record.
AUGUCCACCGUCAACUCAACUCAGCCAUCCAAGACUGACGCCUCUCAACCUACUCAAAACACCACCCAAGCCUCGGCGACUAUAACCCCUCACACAACAAAUCACGAAACACCAGCUAGAGGACGUGGGAGUCGCGGCGGCAGGGGUGGAGGCGCCCAAGGUCGAGCCCGUGGUGGCCGGGCAGUACAACGUGGAGGCCGCUAUGACCUCUGGCGGAAUUCCACUGUCAGCAAAUGGGAGGUGUGUGAGCUGAUCAAUCAAUACUUGAUUGACAACGGUGGUGAAAGUUGUUUGUGGCGUGGCAUUGAACAACAGGUUACUACCCUUGAGAAAAAAUUCCUUAGCGUAGCUGGCCCACCGUUGCUGGCGUGGCGAGACCAAACUGGCCAAGGGAUCUUGGAUGAGGCCGAUGAGCUGGCACAACAAGCUGGCGGCAACUCCGAAGAUGAGGAUUUUGUCGGUAAUGCGAUUACCGAGACCGAAAAAAAGAUUCGAGCAAUUUGUCGUUACUUCUACGAGCUUGAACCGGAUAUGCUCGAUCGACCCUCUGCUGUCCCCUUGAACACACAUGAACAAGGGGAUGAUGAUGACCUGACUUGUGCUCUCAACCUCGAUCGGAACAAGGACCGUCCCACUACCCCUGAGCAUUGGAGCGCGUCCAAACGAGGUGGACCCGCAUCACCGGUUAACACCCUAGGACUGCCGUCUCCUGACGUCAUCCAGUCCUUACCUGCCACGGCCAGAUCUACGGCGCAAACUCCUGUGGGAACUGGCACACCAGCGGUGGCACCGUUGUAA